Chelonia mydas (Green sea turtle) is the source of this 6895-nucleotide messenger RNA. RefSeq names its product proton-coupled amino acid transporter 1. Gene Ontology annotation, cellular component: vacuolar membrane. Lineage: Eukaryota; Metazoa; Chordata; Testudines; Cheloniidae. The transcript has 12 exons. Gene Ontology annotation, biological process: proline transmembrane transport; L-alanine transport; proton transmembrane transport. The record is from RefSeq and is a predicted model, not a curated record. The coding region runs from base 132 to 1550 and encodes 472 amino acids. Gene Ontology annotation, molecular function: L-proline transmembrane transporter activity; amino acid:proton symporter activity; L-alanine transmembrane transporter activity.
GAGCCGGGCGUCACGUGACUGGGCGUCGGGUGACCGGCAGCCGGAAAAGCAAGAUGGAGGGGCGGGGCCGGUGAGCCCCGGGCAGCUGCCGGUGAGCGCCGAGCUGGGGGCGCGUGCCCGGAGCAGCCACUAUGUCCACCAGGAGGCUGCGGAGCGAGGACUACAAGGACUACAGCUCCACAGAGGCUACGCCUGACGGGAGCCCCCCCGAAGGCAUAAACGGCUUUGCCUCUCCUGAGUCCUACCAGCGGUUCGGGGAGAGCAACGGGACAACAUGGUUUCAAACCUUGAUCCACCUUGUGAAAGGGAAUAUUGGCACUGGCCUGCUGGGACUGCCCCUGGCUGUGAAAAAUGCUGGCAUCGUGCUGGGCCCUCUCAGUUUGCUGGUGAUGGGAAUCGCCGCAGUGCAUUGUAUGGGCAUCCUGGUUAAAUGCGCUCACCACUUCUGCAACAAAUAUCAAAGGCCUUUUGUGGACUAUGGAGAUGCUGUGAUGUACGGACUGGAAGCCAGCCCUAGUGCCUGGCUUCGGACCCACGCCAUCUGGGGAAGAUACGUAGUGGGAUUUUUCUUGAUUCUCACCCAGCUGGGGUUCUGCUGUGUUUAUUUCGUAUUUCUGGCUGACAAUCUGAAACAGGUGAUCUCUGCAGCAAAUGGCACCACCAAUGACUGCCAUUCCAACAAAACCACGGUGCUGACUCCCACUAUGGACUCCCGGUUGUUCAUCCUCUCCUUACUGCCGUUCCUGGUGCUGCUCGUGUACAUACGGAAUCUCAAGAUCCUGUCCAUCUUUUCCAUGCUGGCCAACCUCGCCAUGCUGAGCAGUCUCAUCAUGAUAAACUGGUAUAUCAUCACGGGCAUUCCAGAUCCCAGCAACCUGCCUCUUGUAGCGGGCUGGAAGACCUACCCUCUGUUUUUUGGCACGGCGAUCUUUGCUUUUGAAGGUAUCGGAGUGGUGCUCCCCCUGGAAAAUAAAAUGAAGAAUCCCCGGCACUUCCCAGUGAUCCUGUAUGUGGGAAUGGCCAUAGUCACCUUCUUGUACAUCAGUCUGGGGACCUUGGGAUACCUGCGAUUUGGAGCCAGCAUCCAGGCCAGCAUUACUCUCAACCUGCCUGACUGCUGGCUGUACCAAUCUGUCAAGCUGCUCUACUCCAUUGGGAUCUUCUUCACCUACGCGCUGCAGUUCUAUGUCGCGGCUGAAAUCAUUGUGCCCGGGGCUGUUUCCCAGGUGCCGGAGCGCUGGGCGCUGUGGGUCAACCUGCUCCUCAGGACGUGCCUCGUCUGCGUGACAUGCCUGCUGGCAAUCCUGAUCCCCCGCCUGGACAUCGUCAUCUCUCUGGUGGGCUCUGUGAGCAGCAGUGCUCUCGCCCUCAUCAUCCCUCCCCUGCUGGAGAUCACCACCUAUUACUCCGAUGGCAUCCACCCCAUCACCGUCGCCAAAAACUUCCUGAUCAGCAUCCUGGGCUUGGCGGGGUUUGUGGUGGGCACCUACGAGUCCCUUUGGGCACUGGCCACACCCCCCAUUGCCAACACCACCAGAGCCUUGGUCUAGUGACCCCUUUUCCUUCCCUCGCUCCACCCCAGCAGCGCCAUACAGCCUCUUGGCAGCUCACUGGGUUUUCAUCAGGGUCGUGGCAGUGACUCUCCCUUCCUUCUCUUUAAAUGUAUUUGUCCAGGUGAAGUGAGGGUGAGUGCACAACUGGAAAAGACAGGACCCCGAUUCCCAUGCCCUUUCCCUCUCCUCUUAGUUUGCAGUUCCCACUUUGGGGAGGGGGUCUCAUUGCUUGGCUCUGGGAGCCCUGCAGAGAUGACUUGCGGCCCCUGGUUGGGAUGGAGUGCCUUCCUUUGCUCCACCGGGAUCCUUCUGGCAGAUUAAGGUGACAUACCUACAGGUGCCAAGGUACUGCAGUUUUAAGUGGACAUGCUUCUAGACUAUAGAGUACCAAGGGGAGGGAAGAAAUCCUUGGGCUCUUUCAGGGAUCUAGAUGACUGCUUCACAGCUCAGGGUACCUCUACCCUUCCCAAACUCCCCUCUGCCCAGAAAAAGAGAAUCUCUGACUCUUUUCUGGUGCCAGCCCUUUUUUUUUUUUCUUUCAGCACUUUAAUUCAUUGCAACAGAGUAACUCCAGCCAGUGAGUGACACAUUAGAGCCCUCAUCCUUCAGAGCUGUAGAACCUGGAAAAUUACAGUGGCAACAAGGGGAAAAGGGAGCAGGAAACUGCACAAUGAGAGAGAAUCUCUUCCGUGCACUGACCUGGCAGGCUGAUAGGCACAGCCCAGUUUGACACUCGCCGUGUGUAAGCCGGGCCUCGGUGGGUAGAGCGCUCUCUAGCUUGAGGAGCCAAACACAUAAGCAUUAGAUGGCAUUGUUUAUUGGAAUCCACAUUACAAACCCAUCUGUCUGGGCCUUUUUCAGCCUAGAUCCCUGCCACACUCCAUCUCAGGCUCCGUCCAUUCUAGGUCACGUGGGAUGAGGCAAGUCUGUGUGUGUGUUUGGGUUUCAGAGAAGAAUUGGGGGAUUGUGCUAAAUCCCUGACUUAAGUUUAGUUGUCUUUUUUUUUUCCUUCCUUUGUAGACUCUGUAUAAACGAUGUGGGGUUUAUCGAAAGCAUUAGGAACAAGGUACGCAUGGAGCAGCCUGUGAUGGUGUCUGGGGGCUCCACUUCCCUGCUGAGGCAGUUAGUUAUUUUAUUCUUGAACUAGGAGCCCACUUUCCUUUACACCUUUCUUUCAAAAAAGGGCAUGGGACAGGGAUGUCCCCUUGCCGGUACUACUUUAAGCUCACUCCACCUCACCCUGGAACACUCCCUGCCUACAAGGGAUGUCUUGUGUUUACACCCACCGUAGCUAUGCCCCUGCUGGGUGGUGCUACCUCACUGUUUGUUAUAAAUCACUGAUAGCUCACAUGCUGAAUCAUGACAAUGAGAAUUGAAGGCAAAUUGUUAUAAAGAAUCUGCGUUCCUCUUCUCUUCCCCUGCUGGAUCUAUCCUUUGUUCUCCGGCUAGUUAAGUGGGGGUCCCACAACUUGCUAGGUAGGAAGAAGCGUUAUCUGUUUUGUCCACUUGGUUUGAUUAGUGAGGGAAGGGAGCUGUCUCUUUCGUGUUCCUCUUUCAUUCAUUUCCCUUUACUUUGCGCUGGAUCUCUAGGCAGCAGAUAAGCUGUUUAAAGCUUUGUCAUUGUCAUGCUUUGGUGAGGCGUGGCUUGACAUGACACCCUCUUUCUCAUUCCUGUGGCUUGUAACAGUUUGUCAAUGACCAAAGGACUAGAGUAAGCAAUCUAUGGAUAUAGAUGCAGAGUUUGACUUAAAAAUCUCUUCCUUCUGGUUAGCGUAAGAGGAGGGGAUCACUCAAGUGUGAAUGAAAGUGCUAAUGAAGGGAGUGUUCGUAAAGCGACGGCUGGAAAUCCAAUAGCAUCCCAGCAUACGCUUCGGCACACAUCCAGGACUACUUUGUAGUGAUUGUUUUUUGUAAUUUAGCUUUUUACAUUGAUUUUUUUUAAAGGCGCUGCCAGCACUCCAGCAGGAUGGUUUGUUAAUCUCGUGUCUAAAAGUAAGCACAAUCUGAAAGGGCUUUGGGCUGAAUUUAUUUAUUUGCUAUGGCGGGGCAGGUAGGGCCAAUGUAUAGUCAUCUUGAAAUCAAAGCUUGGAAGCCAAACUUGCAGCGGGUGGUCAGCAGAGGUUUGUUCCCAAAGCCCUGUGCUGAAUAUGAAUGGUCUGAAGGGAGGGUUGAUGCUGUCUCUAAACCAUCCGAAACCUCUGAGCUCUUGGACUAGUGUAGCAAUGGAAAGAUCAGCCUAUACAAUGGCUGGAGCAUUUCAUUUAAUUAGAACAGGCGCAGGGUUUGAUUUCCCCUUGGCCACAAAGUGGCUGUCUUAAGUAACUAGCAGGGCCUAGCCGUAAGUCUCUGCAGCCCUAACACAGGCCUGGAAAUGGAGUCUGUGCACAUGUGAAAUGGCAGGAUGGCAUUUUCAGGCAGGUUUUUUUUAAUGGCAAUUCCAAAACAUGGCAGGCAGGUCCUGCUCUACCCAAGAGGUUGGGUCGUGAAUACCUGACCCUGAGGGCUUUACUGGAAGGUGUCGAUUUAUGCUGUGGCCAUACCAAGGGUUAGUUUUAAAGGGUACCCUGGAAAAUGGGGUUAUUGUGCUUUUGCAUUCCCCAAAAGCUGCUUCUGUCUCCAGGAGCCCUCAGGGAGAUGUUCAGGAAGCAAUUGUGGACCUACAUUGUCUGUGCUGCUCUCUCCAUGUAGAUUCCUAACACAGAUGUUUUCGUUAAAUGGAGAAUUCACUUCCUUCAUCAGCUCCUGUUAUGCAGGUUGUUUCCUGAAGCAAACAAACUCUUAGCAGAACAUUAAGUUCAUAUCUCCUUGAAAACAGCCUGACCAAAACAAUGCAUAUCGGCACCUCUCCAGCCCCUGGCGUGGGCCAAGCUUUUCCCACUCUCUAGUACCUCUCCUUCAAAGCCUCAAAGUGUGUCCUCUCCAGGGGCACACCUUUCCUUUAGAGAUCCCCUCUCCCACCCCGCAGAUACCCUGCUAUCUCUGCAGUCCCAGUGCAGUCAACAGAUUCUAGGAACAAGUUCCAUCUGGGCCAAGAGCCAGCCCUGGUUUCAGCAAGGAAUACCGUGACUGGUUUGAACUGAACUUGGGGAAAUGUAGGCAAAUUUGGUGUGCUGGCUUCUUGUUUCCGACACUGGGAAACAGUGGGGCUUACCGUUCUUUGGGGUUUUAGACCUUUUUUGAGAGAAGACAAAAUGCCGGGAUGAGAAGCUAUCUGGAGAUGAGCUUCAAUACAUAAACUUCACUCAGGUCCCUCCUCUUGUACGUAAGUAGCCUCUUUCCCCACAAUGCAGUCGUAGUAUAGAAAUCGCAUUCAGUUCAGCAUCGGGUGCAUACGUUAUCUACACCAGUGUGCCCAGGCCUGGUGUCUUCCUGCAAGAUUUUCAGGCCAGUUGUGCGGUGAUGUAGCUUUUUUUUUUUUAGCUGUAGGUAGCUAUAUCUUAUGCUCCUUUACAUUUUUACUGCCACUCUCAUCAUUGGGGUGGCUGCAUCUGCAAAACAAAACCUGCUCCAUCUGCAGACUUCCUGCUGAAGGUCAUAGCAAGCGCAGCUGCCAGUGAGGGCGUGUUACUGUUUACUUAGGUGACGCUCUUGAGUUGUUAGUUGAUAUCUAGCUGGAGUGUCCCUUUAAGACCAAGGACCUGAUCCUGCUGUCGCUUGCUUUGGUGUAAAUUGCAAGUAACUGCAUUGAGAUCAGUGUGAACGAGAUCAGGAUCAGCAGACCCCUGUUUCCGGGAACUGCACUGGGGAACUGCGCUUGACGUGCACACUAUAUAUGGAAAGAGUGCAAUGUAAAAGAUCAUUUUAUAUUGACGCCUAUAGAACUUACUCUGGUGUCUGAUUUCAUUACUGACAUGCAACUCACUGGGCCUCACCUUUUCUACCCAGCAUCAUUGCAUGCUGGAGUCUCGGGGAACAGUUUCUCUUGGCUUCAUGGCUUUGUCUUCUGCGUGAUGGGAAGUUGGCAGCAAUUGAUAGCCACUACCUCCUGUUAUCAGCCAGGCUCUCCUUGCCAGCCAGCGUAAGGAUUAUUCCAUCUAAUGGAACACUAAUGUGUGUGUUGCUCCCCCUGCCACUCCCACCCAUCCACAUAUGCUGCUCUUGGCCUCUACACAGUCCUGAUUGACCAUGGAGGGGUGUCUCUUCUCCAUUUCCCCAGCUAGAAGUGACCGUUCAAGUUAACCCCAGCACUCCAUCAACCUCCCCUCCCUCGCUCCAUGUAAAAUACUAAUGUCAGAAUUAUUGCUAAUGGGACAUAGACUAUAAGUUAUGGCCCCCAACAGUACGUGUCCUCUUCCCCCACCUCCAUUUAAAAGCUGUUUCUAUUGUCAGCCCUGAGCUGAUACAGCACUGUACAGCUCUGGGGGCUGGCUCAGUGGGCACUCUUGCACGGAACACAACAUAGAUUAAAUAUAACUUUGCAGAGCACUUGGAUAACACGAGAUUAUUUGCUCUCUGAAUAUUAGCAGCUUGCUGCUGGUUCAGAAGAGGGGGGGAAACGGUUUUGUUUGUACUAACUGUCUUGGCCAUAUGAUCAUGUUUAGAGGGAUAUUACAGAAGUGGCCACAUCUACUUUUGGAGCCCCUGGUCGCAUUUUACAUACAUAUCAUGCUGUCCCUCUAGCUCUGGUGUGGUACCACAUCUCCAAUCAAGGGAAUGAAAAGGGCAUUUCAUGGCAGAGUAGAGGGAAAGAAUGCAUGACAUGCCCAUCUGCAAUGGUAAAGAAACCCAGGACAAAAUUCCACUUCAGAUUACACAGGAGUAACUCCAUUCAUAGUCAAUGGAUUUACCCCUGAUGAGAAUAACACUUGGUCCCUGGUGUUUAGAAUGAAUGGUUGGCAUGGCAGUUCAAGUAACUGAAUUUAGACUGUAAUCAGUGCUGAAGUCCUCGCAUUUGAGGUGCUUGUAGAUUCCUAUGAUCAGGACAACAACAUUCAAAAUUUUUUGACUAGCUUAAAUGUUGGGCCUUUCAGCUAUAUUUAAAUGAAAAUAAAGGGGUGGGGAACAGGGUGCAUUUAGCUGGGGUUACACUUAUCCAUGGAAUGACUGAAUAAUUGCGGAGCGAAGUGUAAUUUGACGUAAGGUAGUCACAGCCAGCAUUGGUCUGGAUUAUCAGUGAGACCUACCAUUUGACUUCCACGUUGUCAGCAGGUCAGUGACCAGGAAAAGCGUGUGUAUACAUAUAUCUAAUCUGUCGAUGUAUUUUUUUUGUGCCAGCAUAUAUGUGCAUUGCCAGCACACAGUAUGUAUAUCUGCCCAGUGAAAGAACUUAUUUGUAUUUGGUGUUGUUCCCGGAUCAUGUAUUCUGUUGUUUUAUUCAAUAAAUAAGGUCUAUUUUUAUUUUA